Messenger RNA from Salvelinus namaycush (lake trout), 2840 nucleotides. Its product is annotated as intraflagellar transport protein 56-like. NCBI's taxonomy places the organism in Eukaryota, Metazoa, Chordata, Actinopteri, Salmoniformes, Salmonidae. Bases 758 to 2524 code for a protein of 588 amino acids. The transcript has 17 exons. Gene Ontology annotation, molecular function: intraciliary transport particle B binding; protein binding. The record is from RefSeq and is a predicted model, not a curated record. Gene Ontology annotation, cellular component: ciliary basal body; intraciliary transport particle B; ciliary base. Gene Ontology annotation, biological process: intraciliary anterograde transport; intraciliary transport involved in cilium assembly.
ACGAAACCACUUGAUUUCAAUGCUAUGUGGGCGGCAAAUUUUUUUGAUGACAAUGUCACUAUCAAAUAUGCACGACAACAACGGGGCUAAAUCCAGAGUUAAAUUUGCAUUUCGACAUCUGAUCCUGACGUGAAGAGGAUGAACAACGGUGCUAGGCAACACAAGCGUAAUCCCCACACGGCAAGGAAAUCACAGUCAGAUGUUUCAUUAGCUAGUGGCUAACGUUAGCUAGCUUGAUGCUCUUCGUUCACCUUACUUAUUCAUGCUAUCCUUUGAUAACAAUUUUAGACAGCGAAGAGGUGUCUUUUCUUUUCGUAUCUGUUGGUUCACUGUUAGCUAGCCAGCCAGCUAAACUAAUUCUAGCUAUAAAAAUUAUAAUAGUGCUAACGUGUAACUAAUUUACCACUAACGUUACCAAGUGUUAUCUAACGUUAGCUAUAGUCAAUUUCACCAAACUGAACAGUGACAUUAUGCAAGAGUAACUGCUGUGCCGUCAUGGUAAGUCUUACAAGUUAGCCUACAAGUUGAGUAACAUACUAACGUUAGUUAGUUAGCUAAAAGUCUUGCUAUGUAGUUAACGUUAGCUAGUUAGCUUUCUAGAUUAAUCAUUGUCGCUUGCCAGCUACCAAAGUCUAUUUCACCUAUCUAUGAUAUGUGACGAGGUUAAUUUUAAAGUAAUGGCAGUUAGCUAGUUUGACAUAGGAUAACUGCUAUAGCUGCACUACAUCUAUUAAAACAUGACUGUCUAUAUUACCAAAUGUGCAAAUAUUGUUUGAUUCCUGCUUUAGUAAACCAAUUGCCAGCUGUCAUGUCCACAAUAAGGAUUCUCUUCCUUGUCACAUCCAUCCAGAUCCUGUCCCGGGUGAAGCCAGCAGUAGGUGGAGAUUCUGCAGCUAGCGUCAGUGAGAAGAAGAAGAAAAACAAAGCCAAGAAGAGCCCUCGCCUGGAGGAAUACCUCAACCAGAGAGACUACCUUGGGGCACAAACUCUGUUAGAGUUUCAGCGUGAUGUUGGAGAAAAAGAGGAGCAUGCAGACCUUUGGAUUGGCUACUGUGCCUUUCACUUGGGUGAUUACAAGAGAGCAAUGGAGGAGUACAGGGCCUUGACACUCCGGUUAGAAGAACCAGGGGAGGUGUGGGUGUAUCUGGCCUGCACUCAGUUUUUCCUGGGGCUCUACAGAGAGGCAGAGGAGGCUGCAAACAAGGCUCCAAAGUGUGCACUUCAGAAUCGCCUGCUCUUCCACCUGGCUCAUAAGUUCAACGAUGAGAAGAAGCUGAUGGGUUUCCACCAGAACCUGGAGGAUGUGACUGAGGACCAGCUGAGCCUGGCCUCCAUCCACUACAUGAGAUCACACUACCAGGAGGCCAUCGACAUCUACAAACGCAUCCUGCUACAGAAUAGAGAUUUCCUGGCUCUUAACGUGUACGUAGCGCUGUGCUACUACAAGUUGGACUACUAUGAUGUUUCCCAAGAGGUGUUGGCUGUGUAUCUGCAGAGUAUUCCUGAAUCCACCAUCGCUCUCAACCUCAAGGCCUGCAACCACUUCAGGCUGUACAACGGCAAGGCAGCUGAGGCUGAGUUAAAGAACCUCAUAGACAUCUCCUCCUGCUCCUUUGAGUUUGCUAAGGAGCUUAUCCGGCAUAACCUGGUGGUGUUUCGUGGUGGGGAGGGGGCGUUGCAGGUGCUGCCCCCGUUGAUUGAUGUCAUCUCUGAGGCUCGGUUGAACCUGGUCAUCUACUACCUCAGACAAGAUGAUGUUCAAGAGGCUUACACCCUCAUAAAAGACUUGGAGCCAACCACACCACAGGAGUACAUUUUGAAAGGAGUGGUGAAUGCCGCUUUGGGUCAAGAAAUUGGAUCGAGGGAUCACCUGAAGAUUGCUCAACAGUUCUUCCAGCUGGUCGGAGGCUCAGCCAGUGAAUGCGACACGAUACCUGGAAGACAGUGUAUGGCUUCCUGUUUCUUCCUUCUGAGGCAGUUUGAAGACGUUCUCAUCUACCUCAACUCAGUCAAGAGUUACUGCUAUACCGAGGAUACAUUCAAUUUCAACUAUGCCCAGGCCAAAGCUGCCUUGGGCAACUACAAAGAAGCAGAGGAGAUAUUUCUGCUGAUCCAGGGUGAGAAGAUGAAGACUGACUAUGUAUACCUGAGCUGGCUGACUCGCUGCUUCAUCAUGAACCAGAAAGGCCGGCUAGCCUGGGAGCUGUAUCUGAAGAUGGGGGCUUUGCCAGACUCCUUCAGCCUCCUACAACUCAUUGCCAAUGACUGCUAUCAGAUGGGUCAGUUCUACUGGGCAGCCAAAGCGUUCGAUACUCUGGAGAAACUGGAUCCCGACUCCAACUACUGGGAGGGCAAGAGAGGGGCUUGUGUCGGAAUCUUCCAGCUCAUACUGGCAGGCAGAGAGCCAAAGGAAACCCUGAAGGACGUGCUGCCCCUGUUGAGGAGCACACAGAACCCCCAGGUGGAGUACAUUAUCAGAGCUCUGAGGAAAUGGGCCAAAGACAACAGGGUUCCUCUGACAUAGCAAUGUCAUACAUAACGUGCUUAACUCACAUACUACACUUACUACAUGUUGUUAUUACAUUAUAUAUGUGGUUUACAUGUGCAUUUUUUAUCAGACUCUUUUACUAGUGAAAAUCUAUAAAAUAACCUGUUCUCAUGAGCCAUGCACAAUGUGUAUUGAUGCGCUUUAUUGUACGUGUCACAGUAUUUAUAUCAUGAAAUACAUGUUUUAUUUGCAAUGUAUAUAAUUCUGUACAAUCUUGCCAAUCAAUUGUAUUGAAAUGUGUAUUUUGUAUUACUCAAAUGAUGCUGAUACAAGUAUUAAACAGUAUUCUCUU